This is a messenger RNA of Amorphotheca resinae ATCC 22711, 2559 nucleotides long. RefSeq lists its product as hypothetical. Gene Ontology annotation, molecular function: GTPase regulator activity. Gene Ontology annotation, cellular component: nucleus; cytoplasm. The coding region runs from base 288 to 2489 and encodes 733 amino acids. The transcript has 6 exons. NCBI's taxonomy places the organism in Eukaryota, Fungi, Ascomycota, Leotiomycetes, Helotiales, Amorphothecaceae. The record is from RefSeq and is a predicted model, not a curated record.
CGCUGCCGCGAUAAAGGUUUGAUUGAGAGCGUCUCUUCUUUUCUCUUCGCUGGAGACUCUUCAAAGCACUAGUGUUGUGGGCGUUGAACCGUUGUCCAAUCAGAAACCUUGUGUCCUCCCGACUUGAUACUGAGAGCCUGAGAUCGUGUUGACCCGCAACGUGUGUGUGAACCCGUACAUAAACCAACAAGAGAUGGCGAUGGUUGAUCUUUCUGACUGAUAUCUAUGCGGAAUACAUCCUUCAAGAAUACCUGAUAUUUUCAGACCUUUCUGACCCUGCGACGACCAUGGAGGCCUUCUUGGGCAAGAUCACCCAGCAGGCUAUGAACUAUGCUAUCAGAUCUGGUAUCUCUAUCACAGCUUCAUAUGCCAUCAGCCAGACGUCAAGACUUCUCAAGACCGUUGAGGACAAUGCCGAUUAUCAAGAGCUUCAUAGCCUACAGGAACGCCUUGACAGCAAGAUCAGAAUUGUCUCUCCGGCUAUUGAUAUGAUAGAGCUCAUCUCGGCAAGAGGCAAUACAACUUUAGAAUCAGCAGUCACACUGACCAAGGCUCUUCGUUGGGACAUCCAAUCUCUUGGUACUCGGCUUGAAAAGGCAGCCAGUGCCGAAGAGUCAUCAAGGAGAAAUAACAAAAGUGCCAAAUCCAAAGCAGCACAUACAGUCGAGAUCCGGCAGAUUGCCCAAGACAUUCGAAGACUCCUCAUACGUAUUGAAGAUGCGGUUCCUCUCAUCAACCUUGCUAUUACCACCUCAGGUGCCAAUCUGUCGACAACCCUUCCUGCUUCUGUAUCGCCCUCAAGAUUAUUGCAGGCUAGCACUUUUCUCACUGCGGGCGACACGAAGUAUUCAAUGAAUCCAAACGUAUCGGUUCAGGUUGGGCCAACCUUUACGCUAUCAGUGUAUAUGCUCUUCGCUGGUCACGUCUACAGAGCACAUGAUGAAACGGAUAGUAUGAGAGAUACGACUUGGAAAGAAGCGAUACACAAAGCGAGGGUGAAACUUGUCCGAACUCCCCUUCAUUCUGCAGUAGAGCCAGGGCGCUCGAAUACACCUGUUGUUCAAUCUAUUGAAGGCGUGCAAGAACCCUCAAUUCCAGGGGAAGGAAAGGCAAACGAAUUCGCAUACCAGCUUGAGAUAAUCGAAGAUUUCAAUGACGAUCGAGUCCAUUCAUUUGAUGAAGAUGGACCUCAGCCAGGACCCUACGAUGACGUCGAGCUUGCUGGCAUUCGAGAGUUUUUGCCAAUAUAUCAGAUUUCUAAAAUCUUUUAUGCAGAUACUGGAAAGAUACUAAAUAUCGGCAGCGCGGGCGAGACGAAUAAUCCCGUGCUACUCCUGAAGCGAGAUAUCAAUGCCCUUCCACCACGAAGAAUGAUGCGAGACGAUGAAACCAACUAUGAGUUGAAUGAGGAACCUGAAAUUGUUAAACCCUCCGAAGAAGAGGACGAGGAGGAUGAAUCUCAGGAUAUAAUUGAUCAGCAACUACAUCGAGAAAGCUCAGUUCAUGUAUACGACGAGGAAGCGGACGAGCCACACACCGAAUCCCCAGGAGCCUGGCAGUUUCCACCUAAUUUGGACCCAGAAUGGAUAGCUCUAGAAGUAUACACCGAAGCGGAAGAGGAAUCAAGCUCUGAUGAUGGACAAGACGGGCAAGACGUGAACGACGACUCUGCCUACUCAUCGCCCCGCCCAAGCUCAUCGGGAGAGGGUGACAGUCUUGUAGCCGGACUGGCUGAUCUGAAUAUCGAUCCGGAAUCAUCACCUCGUGCAUCAGCUUCAGGUAGUCAAGUCGCAAGCUCUGCCCCCUUGCACGCCUCUAUAUCCCCCAAAUCCUCACCGUUUGGUCCUAUCCGAUCCUCACUCUCUCUCCUCGAGAUGUUGAUCCGCCUAACCUCACUUCAACAAUUCCAGCAAGCAUCCCACCUCUCCAUCCCCGACGAGCUCCUCACAUUCUUCCUCGAAGAAUCAUCGACUACCGGUGCGGGAGGAAACGGCGAUGAACGUCGACGGGCGCGCCGCGAAGCACGGCAAAAAGUCGGCUUCGACCCUUAUGAUGAAAGCCCUGUGAAGAGACACGGCGAGGAUUAUCAAUACCAGAACCAAGAAGCAUACCGAGAGAGUUCCCGCGGAGGUACUCCAUACGACGACUACGACCAGGGCGGAUACCGUGUCGAAAGCCCUCGAUGGCAAAGACAGCGGAGCAUGACACCGCAGCGAACGCCCGAGCCUUGGUUCCCCCGGACUCGAGAACCUACUCCCGGUUCCUCGGCCCGAAUGACACCGAACGUACGGCCCUCUUCGCCGGUGUCCCCGUAUCGACCGCCUCCCAGAAAAGCAACGAGGCCUCUGGACCGUGUGAAGCAGGCCCGGGGCGUGAACGCUGCGAGUCCGCUUGGGAGGGGGAUAAGUGUUGAAACUGAUUCGACGCUGGGUACGAGCCCAGGGUCCCCGACGCUUGUCAAUAGCAAGGAUAAGGCGGAGGCGGUCUAAAUUGCAGUUUUCCAACAUGAAGAUGACGGUUAGAGAUAGGUAGUUAGAGAAUUAAACGAAUGAUACCCCU